This is a messenger RNA of Dovyalis caffra, 1488 nucleotides long. The record is from the annotation of a GenBank genome assembly. Lineage: Eukaryota; Viridiplantae; Streptophyta; Magnoliopsida; Malpighiales; Salicaceae.
AUGGAGGACGAAAGGUCUCUCUCGCUUCUUAAGUUAAUGGUUAAUGAAGGACUGUUACCAUCUCCAGAAGAAGAAGAGAAGAGGAAGGUUAUUAUUGACAAGCUCAAAACGAUUGUGGUAGAGUGGGCUAAGAAGGUGGCGUGGCAGCGACGGUUACCAAAAGAACAAAUUGCAGCUACAUCUGCUACUAUAUUGACUUAUGGAUCCUACGGACUUGGAGUUCAUGAUCCAGAGUCUGAUAUUGAUGCUUUAUGUGUCGGUCCUUUCUUUGCGACUAUAGCUGAGGACUUUUUUAUUGUUUUGCGCAACAUACUCAAGAGCAGGCCUGAAAUAUCAGAAAUUCAUUGUGUGAAGAACGCCAGAGUUCCUUUGAUGAGGUUUAAAUUUGAUGGGAUUUCAGUUGAUCUUCCAUACGCUCAGCUUAAAGUAUUAAAUGUUCCCAAUAAUGUGGACAUACUCAAUUUAUCCCUUUUGACUAAUAUUGACGAGACCAGUUGGAAUAGUUUGUCUGGAGUACGUGCUAAUCAACGAAUACUGCAACUUGUCCCAAAUCUGAAGAAUUUCCAAUCAAUGCUGCGAUGUCUUAAACUGUGGGGGAAAAGGCGAGGAGUGUAUGGUAAUCUAAAUGGGUUUCUAGGAGGAGUGCAUUUAGCUGUUCUAGCAGCCUUUGUUUGUCAAAAUCAUCCAAACGCCAGUGUAAUUGCUUUAAUUUCGUACUUCUUUAGUACAUAUGCUAUUUGGCCUUGGCCAACACCUGUAAUGCUGCAAGAUGGAAUGCCAUCAACUGUUGAAGAUGUGAUCGAGACUCGAUAUUACAUGCCUAUUCGUUUGCCAUGUAGUCCAUAUGAGUAUUGCCAUUCCAAUGUCACUAAAAGCACAUUCAACAAGAUCAGAGCAGAGUUUCUCAGAGGACAUGCAAUGACUAAGGAUCUUCUAAAGCUAAAGCUGGACUUUGACUUGCGGAGAAUUUUUGAGCCGUUUCCAUACUCAAUGAACUAUACACGAUUUGUCAAAAUCUACCUUUCAGCUCCCAAUCAAGAUGAGCUAGGAGACUGGGUGGGCUGGGUGAAGUCACGCUUUCGCUGUCUACUUCCUAAGCUGGAAGCCAUGCAAGGCUUUUGUGACCCCAACCCCACGGAAUAUGUUGAUAUGGAUGCAUCUGAACCAAAUGUUGUUUUCUACUGGGGACUAAAUCGCAGUAGAAGCAAUUUCAUGGAUAUAGAAUCGGUCGAGGAGGAUUUCUUGAGGAAUAUAUGCAGUGGCUAUCAUGGCAUUUGUCAAAAGAUGGAAUUAUCUAUUGUGCUAGCUUCUGAACUACCUAAGGGUGCUCAGUUAAACAGUGGGAAUGGCAAGAAAUUGAAAGCAUGCUGGAAGAUGCUUGACUACCAUCAAAGGAGGACCCCGGCGUAUUCGCAACAUCUGCCAAGCUACUUUGUUGGGUAUGUGGAAAGUAAUGGAGACACCGAGUACCCUCGUGCCGGGGGAUAA